UAGAGGAAGAGAGGAAGAGAGAGAGAGAGAGAGAGAGAGACUGCGAAGAGGUGGAGGGCGGGGAAGGAUAUCAAUUUAAUUUCCCCCCCUUCCAUCUUUGUUCCCUUCUUCUCUCUAGAUUUUCCUGUGCUAGCUGCGCGUUAGAUGUCCGGCGGGGACCAUGGUUCCCGACCAGGUGCUCGCAAAUUGUGUAGAGUCUCUUGUCCGUGAGGGCGGCGCCGCCGCUUUCACUUCCCUUGAUGACUUCAUCCACCAACUCGAAGCCAAGCUCGGCAUGGAUCUCUCCAGCAAAGCAUCCUUCAUCAACAAACAGAUCUACAUCCUCCUCGGCCCCCAUUCCCCUCAACUUCCAACUUCUUCCACCGUCGUCGAUACGGCCGACAGCAGACAUUUCACACAGAUUCCUACCUCGUCCUCUCUAUACGACCACCUUCCACGGCAGCCAAAUGUUCCUUCCUUCCGCUUUACUGCUCCCGCUGCGCUGGUAGCCGCAUCGCAAGCCGAGCAUAUCAGUCAUCACCAGUAUCAGCCGGUGACGACGGUGACACCUGAAACUGUUCCUUCGCAGGCACCGGUUGUUCUUCCUAAAGAAAGUGCACCUGCUGCACCUAAAAGACGAGGCGGCCCAGGUGGUUUGAGUAAAGUUUGUGGAGUUUCACCUGAGCUGCAGGCCAUUGUUGGUGAACCAACCAUGGCAAGGACAGAGAUUGUGAAACAAUUGUGGGCUUACAUCCGAAGGCAUAAUCUGCAAGAUCCUAAUAAUAAGAGGAAGAUCAUAUGCAAUGAUGAAUUACGUCUAGUUUUUGAAACAGAUUCCACCGACAUGUUCAAGAUGAAUAAACUAUUGGCUAAACAUAUAAUUCCACUCGAACAUACAAAGGAACCGGCUCCAGACACUAAAAGACUCAAGAAAUGUGACAGGGAAGUGGAUGUUGUACCAGAAGCUGAGGCUGGACAAUAUUCUGUGGUUAUUUCUGACGGGCUAGCUGAAUUUCUUGGUACAGGUGAAAGGGAGAUUCUUCAGUCUGAGGCAUUGAGGCGUGUUUGGGAUUAUAUAGAAGCUAACAAACUAGAGGACCACAGAAAUAACAUGGUACUGUGCGACACAAAGCUUCAGCGACUCUUUGCAUGCGAAAGUAUACCUGCUUCGGGUGUCUCCAAAAUAUUGGCACACCACUUGUUCAAACAAUCCUAACAAAGACGAUAUUAACUGAAAAGCGCAGUUGCAGCGUUAUGUACGCAAUCUAACUGUAUAGGAAGAAGGAAAACUGAAACAAGAUAUUGUUUUAUAUGUCUCGAUUGUUUUUAGUUUAUUAUUUGUAAUUUAUAUAUCGAAAAGUUUGGUAAGAUAAUGAAUAGUUUGGAUCAGACUGCUGAUGAUGACAACAGAUUUGGUGAUAUGAUUGCCAUAGCUUUGAAGCUAUUGCCCUUA
This is a messenger RNA of Phalaenopsis equestris, 1432 nucleotides long. RefSeq lists its product as uncharacterized. The transcript has 6 exons. Bases 161 to 1195 code for a protein of 344 amino acids. The record is from RefSeq and is a predicted model, not a curated record. Gene Ontology annotation, cellular component: nucleus. NCBI's taxonomy places the organism in Eukaryota, Viridiplantae, Streptophyta, Magnoliopsida, Asparagales, Orchidaceae.